UUGACCGUUGCACCGUACCUAGAGUUUAAAAUUGCCCCUUAACUCAACACAACAGCACAGACACAAUCACAAACCACAUCAUUUUCGCCACUCUCUCUCUCUCUCUGAUAUCCAAAUAAUCCAAAAAUGGUAUCAAAGGUGAAGAGAAGCCCAGUGAAGUCCAUCAAGGACCUCCGCAACAACAACAACCGUCGCUGGCGACGGAAAACCCCCAUAAAAAAUGUGGUGGCGGCUUCCUCCGCCGCGCUGGCCACCAUCCGCCGCCGUAUCACGAAACUCUUCUCGAAGAUCGCGCGCCUCAGCACCAGCGCCCACAAGAAAAAAGCAACCUCGUACAAAAUCCUCAAAAAGACAACAACAACCGACGAAGAACUCGACAACAUUCGCCGAACCCUCGUGUUCGACGACACCACCGCCACCACCACCACCCCGCUCCUCCCUCCGUUGUUCUCCGUCCGAAAAACGGUGUUCCUCGACCUCGACGAAACGCUCGUCCACUCGCACCCCUCGCCGCCGCCGGAGCGCUUCGACUUCGUCGUCCGGCCGGUCAUCGACGGCGAGCCCAUGGAUUUCUACGUCCUGAAGCGCCCCGGCGUCGACGAGUUCCUCGAGUCCCUCGCCGCCAAGUACGAGGUUGUCGUUUUCACCGCGGCGCUUAAGGAGUACGCCUCCAUGGUCCUGGACCGGCUCGACCGGAACCGGUUCAUCUCGCACCGGCUCUACCGCGACUCGUGCCGAAACAUUGACGGGAAGCUCGUGAAGGACCUUAACGAAACGGGUCGCGACCUCAAACGGGUCGUUAUCGUCGACGAUAACCCGAAUUCGUUCGCGAACCAACCCGAGAACGCGAUUCUGAUAAGGCCCUUCGUGGACGAUAUUCUCGACCGGGAGCUUUGGAAAUUGAGAAGCUUUUUUAAUGGGUCGGAUUGCUGUGAAUGUGAUGAUAUGAGGGAUGCUGUUAAGCACUACGUCACUGUGCAGCAUCGACGUUAGAUUGUUAGAUUCUUUUUAUUAUUUUUUUUUUCAUGAUUUAUGUCUUUACUUCCCCUCGUGAGUUGAACAAUCAACAAUGAGUUGUUUGUUCAAUGCCUGGUUGUGAGUAGGGAGGGAAAAUGCUGCUUAUUACUAAUUCUUUAGAUUGAAUAAUCAACUUUGAUUUAAUUGAUGUAUCUAAUGAUGGUAUGUGUCAAAUGGAUAGCACACUUCCAUUCAGACAUGAUGUAUGUUAAGGAUUAAGUUUGUUAAGUUGCAGCAAAUAAUUCUCCAA
Molecule: messenger RNA, 1267 nt
Organism: Glycine soja
Lineage: Eukaryota; Viridiplantae; Streptophyta; Magnoliopsida; Fabales; Fabaceae
Product: probable C-terminal domain small phosphatase
Exons: 1
Coding region: 127-993 (288 amino acids)
Molecular function (GO): phosphoprotein phosphatase activity
Source: RefSeq, a predicted model, not a curated record